Molecule: messenger RNA, 1308 nt
Organism: Aspergillus aculeatus ATCC 16872
Lineage: Eukaryota; Fungi; Ascomycota; Eurotiomycetes; Eurotiales; Aspergillaceae
Product: T6SS phospholipase effector Tle1-like catalytic domain-containing protein
Exons: 4
Coding region: 1-1308 (435 amino acids)
Source: RefSeq, a predicted model, not a curated record
AUGGAUCAAGUUGCAGGCGCAAAGCAAAUAGUUCUAUGCUUUGACGGCACAGGUUACGAAUUUCGUGGGGACGACACAGAUAGCAAUGUCCUCAAAAUAUACCGAAUGCUCGAUCGCAAUGACAAAAACCAUCUGCAUUACUAUCAACCUGGCAUCGGGAUGAAUACUGGCUUCAUUUUUUCAGCCCAGGAUUUCAAACCCAAUGCCAAGCCCAUGACGAAAUGGUAUACAAGAGCAAAAGAUGCCGCCUUUGGAUCUACCUUUGAAGAACAUGUCAUGGCUGGGUAUAGAUAUCUUAUGCGCUCUUACACCCCUGGAGACAACAUCUACUUCAUCGGCUUUAGUCGUGGCGCAUAUGUUGCCCGCUUACUUACUGAGAUGCUGGACCACAUUGGCUUAUUAGAGUCAGGAAAUGAAGGGAAAGUCCGUUUUCUCUGGUCUGUCUUUUCCAAAUGGGGACAAUGCCACUAUAGCAGGAAUACUAGCCAGGAAGAGAAAGAAGAUGUUUUCCAGUACAUGAAGGCAUUGCGAGAAACAUUCUGUCGCCCUGUAACGCAAAUCGACUUUCUGGGCUUAUUUGACACCGUCAACAGCAUACCGCACUUCGAGAUGAACCGCAACAGAUUUUUAUACCCUUAUUCGACGAAAACUACUGCCAAGAUUAUUCGUCAUGCGGUUAGUAUUGACGAGCAUCGCGCUAAAUUUCGCCAAGAUUUGUUGGCAAAUUCCAACCCGAUUUCUGUUCGAGCAGGUCGACUGAGAAUUUAUAAAGGCCAGAGCAUUGAAGAAGUAUGGUUUCCUGGAUGUCACGCGGAUAUUGGCGGUGGGUUAAGAUACAACAAAAAAGAAGAUUGGGCGCUUAGCCAUGUUCCAUUAGUAUGGAUGGUCACUGAAGCGCAACGAGCGGGGCUCCAAUUCGAUCCCGAAAAGCUGAAACAGUUCUGGUGUUUCGAUGAGUCCGAAUUUGAAUACGCGCUUUGGAAGGCAAGCACGAAUGGUGAACUACAUGAUUUCCUGCAAUAUCAUCAUGGUGCCAAAUGGCCUGUUGUUCUAUCAUGGAAGAUGAUCGAAUAUCUCCCGCUGCGGCGAGUGCUCUUGCAAAGAGACCAAUCUUGGAGAGUGGUCCGAUGGCCUCCACCGCUUGGGGAAAGACGCGAUAUUCCUGCGGAUGCUAAAAUACAUGUUUCUGCCAUUCGCCGUUUGAAGACCAAUUCUUAUUACCGGCCCAAAAACCUGAUUCGUGGAGGGAGGGAAGGAAAGCGAAAUGAGAAACAUUCUACUGUAGGUCAUGAGAUUGAGGAGUGGUAA